ACUCGUGAGUGGACUUUGGACACAUCCUGAAGGAUGUUAUUUAGCACACGUAUUCUAAUGUUUUUCGAUCAUAUGGGAUGUCGUCAAAAUGAAGGAAGAAAAAGAUGCCUUCUUUAAAGAUGUUUUUAAAAUUGGACCAAGCUUUAAAACGGACUUUACCGUCUCCUUAACGAGUACCUCAAUAACGUAUGAAAACGAUUUAGCGAAAAGUGUUGAAGAAAUUCACUUGGAGGAUGUCAUCGGCGUCAAUGUCAAUCAUUCUGACAAUGGAAUUGAAUGUUCGUAUAUUCACGUUUUCUCCUACCCUUUGAGGAAAAAGUUGUUUUUCAAAGAAGCGAAAAGGCAAAGAGUCGAGCAUGUAUUUGCGGUUUCAUCCAAGGGCGACGCUGGAGAUCAUUUAAAGACAGCUGAAAGUUGGGUUCGAUGCAUUAAAUGGCUCUUAAUAAAAGACGCUGAUGUGAAACGUGAUGUGAAAUUGGCGUCGACGCAUCAAGAUUAUCCUCCAAAACAGCAGUAUCUGGUUGUCGUCAAUCCAUUUGGUGGAAAAGGGACAGCACAGAAGGUGUUCGACACAAACGUCAAACCAAUGUUAGAGGAAGCUGAUGUAGAUUACCACCUGGAAGUCACAGAACACAGGGGUCAUGCCAGGGAAAUUAUUCAAGAGCUGGAUGGGACUAUUCUGAGAAACUUUGAUUGUAUUAUUUGUUGUAGUGGUGAUGGAAUCAUCAAUGAGGUAGUCAAUGGACUUAUGAGUCGUCAAGACUGGGAAGAGGCUAUUAAGACGCCUAUUGGUCAUAUUCCAUGUGGUUCUGGGAAUGGCUUGUGCGCUGCUUCAUUGUAUCAUUCUGGUGAACCGUUUGAUAUCAUAAGCUCAGUGUUUACUAUUCUCACUGGUGUGAAAUGUCCACUGGAUAUCAUAAAAACACAAACGUCCAAUCCUCAGCCAUGUUACUCGUUCUUGGCAAUUGCUUACGGUAUUGGAGCUGAUGUGGACAUUGAAUCUGAGAAGUAUCGUUUCAUGGGAGAAUAUCGCUUUAAUUUCAUGGGUCUUAAGAAAAUUUUUCAAAAACAGAUAUUCUCUGGUAAAUUGUGGUAUCUCCCUAUUGGUGAUAAUGUUUGUGUUAGUAAUAGUCAUGAAGAUUGUGGUGAUGAUGUCAAUAAACAAGAACAGAAUUUGAGAGAUGGAAAAUUAGAAGAUGUUAUUUUGAGUGAUUGUACAUUGAAAAGUGGCGAUGUAAACAAUGUUGUCUUGAAUACAACCAACUGUGAUCUUUCAAACGGUGCUGCUGGAACUUCAGAUACAUGUGAACAGAAGGAGAGUGUUUGUGAACAGAACCUGGGAGAUGGAAAUUUAAAGAAUGGUGUUCUUGGAAACGGAAUACUGGAUGAUGGUAUUUUAAAGAAAGUAAAAUCAAAUGAUGGUAGUACAAGCGAUGGUGUUUUAGUCAAUGGUAGUCACGUCCAUGAAAAACCCGUUAUCCCUAGUAACUUUUUGCCUGAUUUCCAAGCACCAAUUCCUGAUUCUUGGAAAGUUAUGGAAGGAGAUUUCAUUGGCUGGGUAUUUAUAAAUACAUCUCAUAUCGGCAAGGAUGCGUUCUUCGCUCCAGAGGGCGUCUUUGGGGAUGGAAUUAUCCAUUGCAUGUGUCUAGGUGGAGAAAUGACCCGUGCGGACUUGUGCAGAGUGUUAACGCAGAUGGAUACAGGGGGACACGUGAACGUACACGGUGUGACCAUGCUUAAAGCACGUGCCUUUAGAUUCGAGCCGAAGUUGGCAAGAUCCAAGAUCUUCACUAUUGAUGGUGAGGAAUUUAAAUGGGAUACGUUGCAGGCCGAGGUGUUUAAAGGACUGGGACAUGUUCGCUGUCGUGAGCCCGCUGUCGCUGGUCAACCAUGCAAAGAUCAAUAAAUUGAUAUUUUGGAUUCAAUUUAAACCAUUUAAAAUUACAAGCAAAAAGAAACGUAUUCGUUGUUAACAUUCCUAUUGACAUUCUGUCGCGAUAUAUUAAAUUAACGAACAUAGUAAACUUGUUAUAUGAAAAGAGAUAUUUUUAAAGAAUUUUACCUAAUUUAAAUAUUUGUGAAGAAUUUAAACUGAUUGCAGUUGAUUUGUAAUUUAUUUGAAUUGUUUUAUUUAACGUUUAUUUGUUUGAACAUUGUAUG
Molecule: messenger RNA, 2160 nt
Organism: Dendronephthya gigantea
Lineage: Eukaryota; Metazoa; Cnidaria; Anthozoa; Malacalcyonacea; Nephtheidae
Product: sphingosine kinase 2-like
Exons: 5
Coding region: 89-1906 (605 amino acids)
Biological process (GO): sphingosine biosynthetic process
Cellular component (GO): membrane; cytoplasm; intracellular membrane-bounded organelle
Source: RefSeq, a predicted model, not a curated record